Messenger RNA from Macrobrachium nipponense, 522 nucleotides. Its product is annotated as TATA-binding protein-associated factor 2N-like. NCBI's taxonomy places the organism in Eukaryota, Metazoa, Arthropoda, Malacostraca, Decapoda, Palaemonidae. The coding region runs from base 1 to 522 and encodes 173 amino acids. The transcript has a single exon. The record is from RefSeq and is a predicted model, not a curated record.
AUGGGGGUGAAGAAAGGGCCAAUUAUGGGGGUGAAGAAAGGGCCAAUUAUGGAGAAGAAAUGGGCCAUGGGGGUAGAAGAAAGGGCCAAUUAUGGAGGUGAAGAAAGGGCCAAUUAUGGAGGUGAAGAAAGGGCCAAUUAUGGGGGUGAAGAAAGGGCCAAUUAUGGAGGUGAAGAAAGGGCCAAUUAUGGAGGUGAAGAAAGGGCCAAUUAUGGGGGUGAAGAAAGGGCCAAUUAUGGGGGUGAAGAAAGGGCCAAUUAUGGAGGUGAAGAAAGGGCCAAUUAUGGAGGUGAAGAAAGGGCCAAUUAUGGAGGUGAAGAAAGGGCCAAUUGUGAAGAAAGGGCCAAUUAUGGGGGUGAAGAAAGGGCCAAUUAUGGGGGUGAAGAAAUGGCCAAUUAUGGGGGUGAAAGAAAGGGCCCAAUUAGGGGAGUGAAGGAAAAGGAAAUGGGCCAAUUAUGGGGGAAGAAAGGACCAAGGGCCAACCAAUUAUGGAGGGUGAAGAAAAGGGCAAUUAGGGGGUGA